Molecule: messenger RNA, 1821 nt
Organism: Rotaria sordida
Lineage: Eukaryota; Metazoa; Rotifera; Eurotatoria; Philodinida; Philodinidae
Source: the annotation of a GenBank genome assembly
AUGUAUUUGUCGAAAUUAGAGCAAUUACCUGAUGAAAUUUUACUUGAAAUUUGUAUUUAUUUAAAACCAUUUGAUAUUAUUAAUAGCUUUGGACAAUUAAAUAGUCGUUUAGAACGAACUAUAAGUCAAUAUCGACGUGAUGCAGAUCUUCAUCAUUUAACUUUUAGUCAAUUUCAACGAUGGUCAAAUCAUCUUUUAUCAUAUACAGCUGAAUCAAUUAUAAAUUUAGUUGUAAGCAAUUGGAAUUCUCCCGGACAAAUUUAUUAUUUUAAUCAAUUAACAAGAAAUUAUAAUUCUCUUCAUGAAUUAUUUCCAAAUAUAAAACAACUUCGAUUAAUUGAUUUUACAAAUGAUGAUAUUGAAAUUUUAUCAAAACUUGAUAUGAUUGAAAAAAUUUUUAUUGAUGCGGAUGCAUUAAUAACAUUAUCAUAUUCAACACAUAUAUUACUUGAUAAAUAUCUUUUUUGUUCAUUUAAUCAUUUUAAAGAAAUACGUUUAUGGGGUGUUGAAAAUGGUAUUCGAUUACAACAUAAUAUAAAUAUUAUAGAAAAUUUUCAUCUCGAACGAUUAACAAUUAGUGUUGCUUUAUUAGAUGAUCUUAUUUUAAUGUUUAGACGUUCACCAAAUUUAAUUCAUUUCAAUGCUGAAGUAGUGCAAUAUAAUACAAAAGAAUUACGACAAAAUGCUACUUUAGAAAUGUUACCAAAAUAUAUAAAAUUUUUUCAUUUUCAAACAACUGAUCAAUAUGUAUUAUCAUAUGAAGAUUUAGAUAAACUUGUUAGUAAUAUGCCAACAAUUGAACUUCUUUCAUUAGAUCUAGAUACAAAUGAUCUCAAUUAUGCUGAUGGAUAUAAUUGGCAUAAUUUGUUAUCAAGUUUAUGGAAUUUAACACAUACUUAUUUUAAAAUACGAAUUUCUUUAACAUCAGAUAUGAAACCUGUUGAUAUAGAUUCUAUUUUAGAAUCAUUUCAACCAGCUAAUUUACCAAUAUGUUGUUAUGCUGAUAGUAAAGUAUUACAUAUCGAUACUAUACCAUAUGAUAUGACACAAUUUAAGACAAAUAUGAGUGUGACAAUAUCACCGAAUGCAAAAUUAGCUAAAACAACAAAUAUAGAAUUAUUUCAACAACGGCCUAGACGUGUUCAAACACUUAUAGUAGAUGGACAACAUGAUUCAACAUCAAUAGAUGAUUGGUUAUGUGUUAUUAGUCGUUUUUCAGAAAUUGAAAUACUUCAAGUCAAUGCAGUAAAUAUACUCGAAGACGAAAAUAAUUCUAUUGAAAAUAAUAAUAAAAAUAUUCGAUUACCACAUCUCAGUUAUUUACAUUACAUUCGAUCAACAAGUUGUAAAGUACAUAUUCCUUUUUUCAAAUUUCUUGCAAAUAAUACGAUAGUUAGUCCACAACUAAAAGCAUUAUCAAUGAUGUAUGGAGAUUUUAUUUAUUUAUGUAAACGCUUAUCUGGUUUUAGUCUUGAACGAAUAAAUGAACUUUGGUUAUAUGGUGGUGAAGCUGAUGGUCAUGUGACUUUAAAAGAUAUCAAUUUAUUAUUAAAAACAUUUCCGUGUUUAUAUCAUUUUGUUUUUAAUAAUCAAUCGAGUAGACUUAUGAAUAGACAUAUUCAAUCAAUUACUGAAAUGAUUCUACGUUCUUCACCAAAAUUAAUUAGUUUUCGAAUUUCAUGUAAUAAAGGUUCACUUAAAUUAUCAUCAUUAAUGGAUAAUGAAACAUGUAAUGCUUGGAUUAAACAAAUAUGUAAUCUUAAUAACCAUGAACAAAUUCAUGUGAUAAUAAAUAAAAAAAUGUUGUCUGUUUGGAAAUAA